AUGCUUGGAAAAGCUGCUGACAGGUCAAGCAGUAUGCCAUACCCAGGAGGUAGGUCAGCAGCAUCAUCAUCAACAUCAUCACCAUCACUGCUAUCUGCAUGGUUAAGCAUAAGCUCUGGUCCUUACGUUUGUUCCUCAUGUUCCAAGUCCUUCCCUUCCUCACAAGCCUUGGGAGGCCAUCAGAACGCCCACCGUAGGCAGCGUGAGGAGAUCAGGGUCAGAUAUCUUCGCGAACGCCUCGAGAGGGUAAGAGCAACAACCAACAAUGGCAUUUUCCCACCAUCUUUUCCACCUCCUAAGGUUUUGCCUCUGGGUCCUGAGUCGGACUGUAAAAUUCAAGCCCUGACCGUGUCAAUAGGUGGAGAAGAUCGUACUGAACGUCGGGUUGAGCUAGACUUUUGGCAUGGACAUGGAUCUGAAGACGUGGAUGGAUACGGGGAAGUAUACGAGCUGCCUCCUCGUGAGAAUCGACACAAGUGUGUUCCUUGUCUUAAUCUAAUAAGGAACCUAAAAGAGUCUAUGCCAUCGCUUGAGCUGACUUUGGCGAUUGGGAAUGGAUAUGGGUCUGGGAUGGAGGGGUCAGAGAGCGUUGGGGAUAAGCUGGAUUUGACUCUCAGGCUCUGA
Ziziphus jujuba (common jujube) is the source of this 624-nucleotide messenger RNA. RefSeq names its product transcriptional regulator TAC1-like. Bases 1 to 624 code for a protein of 207 amino acids. Gene Ontology annotation, molecular function: DNA-binding transcription factor activity. Lineage: Eukaryota; Viridiplantae; Streptophyta; Magnoliopsida; Rosales; Rhamnaceae. The transcript has a single exon. The record is from RefSeq and is a predicted model, not a curated record.